This is a messenger RNA of Chrysoperla carnea, 3910 nucleotides long. It is a transcript of the gene Khc, whose product is annotated as kinesin heavy chain. The coding region runs from base 237 to 3224 and encodes 995 amino acids. The transcript is spliced from 13 exons. Gene Ontology annotation, molecular function: ATP binding; microtubule motor activity; microtubule binding. The record is from RefSeq and is a predicted model, not a curated record. Lineage: Eukaryota; Metazoa; Arthropoda; Insecta; Neuroptera; Chrysopidae. Gene Ontology annotation, biological process: microtubule-based movement.
AUAGAAUUAGAAAUGUGUGUAGAGGAACUACUGGCUACAAUGAUGGCGGAUAUAAAUUGGUAGUCUGGCACAUUUAAAAAAAAAACAACCUCCGUAUUUAUUAUUUUUUAUUCAAAAUCUUAUAUUUAUAUUUAUGCACGGUUUUAUGUUCCCGAUUAGGUAAAAAAAUUUCUUUAUUGUUAUUUAAAAAAUUUGUGUAGUGAAGUGCGAUUGAUCAAAAUCAUACAUUCAAAAAAAUGUCGGGAGAUCCAAAUAAUUCUGUACGAGAACGGGAAAUCGCUGCAGAGGAUAGUAUUCGUGUUGUGUGUCGAUUUCGUCCUUUAAAUGAUUCAGAAGAAAAGGCUGGGUCAAAAUUUAUAGUGAAAUUUCCAUCAGGCUCCGAUGAUAAUUGUAUAUCAAUUGGGGGAAAAGUAUAUUUAUUUGAUAAAGUAUUUAAACCAAAUGCAACACAAGAAAAGGUUUACAAUGAAGCUGCCAAAAGUAUCGUAUCAGAUGUAUUGGCUGGUUACAAUGGCACAAUAUUCGCUUAUGGACAGACAUCCUCAGGAAAAACACAUACAAUGGAAGGCGUUAUCGGAGAUCCUGCAAAACAGGGUAUUAUACCACGUAUUGUCAAUGAUAUAUUCAAUCACAUUUACGCAAUGGAAGAAAAUUUAGAAUUUCAUAUAAAAGUAUCAUAUUUUGAAAUUUAUAUGGAUAAAAUUCGGGAUUUAUUGGAUGUAUCGAAAGUAAAUCUUAGUGUCCAUGAAGAUAAAAAUCGAGUACCAUUUGUAAAAGGAGCCACAGAACGUUUUGUAUCCAGUCCAGAAGAAGUAUUUGAAGUUAUUGAAGAAGGAAAAUCUAAUAGGCAUAUUGCUGUUACUAAUAUGAAUGAACAUUCCUCUAGAUCGCAUUCAGUGUUUUUAAUUAACGUGAAACAAGAAAAUUUAGAAAACCAAAAAAAAUUAUCUGGUAAAUUGUAUUUAGUGGAUUUAGCCGGUUCCGAAAAAGUAUCAAAAACUGGUGCCGAAGGUACCGUAUUAGAUGAAGCUAAAAAUAUUAACAAAUCGUUAUCCGCAUUGGGUAAUGUAAUUAGUGCAUUAGCUGAUGGUAAUAAAACACAUAUACCAUAUCGUGAUUCGAAAUUAACACGUAUUCUACAAGAGUCUUUGGGAGGUAAUGCACGUACCACAAUUGUUAUCUGUUGUUCGCCAGCUUCUUUCAAUGAAAGUGAAACGAAAUCAACACUUGAUUUUGGUAAAAGAGCUAAAACUGUUAAGAAUGUUGUAUGUGUUAAUGAAGAACUUACGGCCGAAGAAUGGAAACGUCGUUAUGAGAAGGAAAAAGAAAAGGUUGCCAGGUUAAAGGGUAAAGUUGAAAAAUUGGAGGCAGAAGUUAAUCGUUGGCGAUCUGGUGAAACUGUUAAUCCUGAUGAACAAAUUAAUUUGGUUGAAAUUGAAGCAGUAACACCAAUUACAGCAACAGAAACACCAGUUGAUCCAGAUAUAAUUGCGCCAGUCCGUGCAAUGCCUGGUGGCUUAAUGAUUGGUUCAAUUAGUAACGAAGAACGACAGAAAUUAGAAGAAGAACGAGAACGCUUAUAUCAACAAUUGGAUGAAAAAGAUGAAGAAAUUAAUCAACAAAGUCAAUUGGUUGAAAAACUUAAAGAUCAGAUGAUGGAACAAGAGGAAUUGAUAUCAUGUACACGUCGUGAUUAUGAGACAUUACAAGGCGAAAUGAACCGUAUUCAACAGGAGAAUGAAAGCGCUAAAGAAGAAGUUAAAGAAGUUUUACAAGCUUUAGAAGAAUUGGCUGUGAAUUAUGAUCAAAAAUCCCAAGAAGUUGAAACAAAGAACAAAGAAACUGAAUCACUAUCCGAAGAAUUAAUGCAAAAACAAGCAACAUUAAAUAUGACUGCAUCUGAGUUACAACAAUUAAAAGAUAUGAGCUCACAUCAACGAAAACGUAUCACUGAAAUGUUAGCGAAUUUAUUAAAAGAUUUAUCUGAGAUGGGUGUAGCAAUUGGUAAUGAUGUCAACGACAUGAAAUUAGGUAGUAAUACAGAUCCAGCAAAUAGUGGUAAAUUAGAGGAAGAAUUCACUGUUGCACGAUUAUAUAUUAAUAAAAUGAAAUCAGAAGUUAAAAAUCUAGCACAACGUGUGCAAGGAUUAGAAUCAUCACAAAUUGAUUCAAAUAAAAAAGUAUCAGAAUAUGAAAAAGAAUUAGGAGAUUGCCGAUUAUUAAUAUCACAACACGAAGCACGAAUGAAAAGUUUACAAGAAUCAAUGCGUGAGGCGGAGAAUAAAAAACGUGCUUUAGAGGAAGAUGUCGAUGCAUUACGUGAAGAAUGCGCUAAAUUAAAAGCAGCAGAACAAGUAUCCGCGGUUAGUGUUGAAGAGAAACAACAAGCUACCAAAUUACGUGUUGCACUUGAAGAACAAAUGGAUCAAUUACGUGAUGUACAUCAAAAACAAGUUGCAGCAUUACGAGAUGAAAUUUCUGAGAAACAACAGCUUAUUAGUGAAUUAAAAGAUUUAAAUCAAAAAUUAACACUCGCACAACAACAAAUGCAAGGCGAUUACGAAAAAUUGAAGAAAGAAGAAAGUGAAAAAUCAAAUAAACUACAGGAACUCAUUAUGACAAACGAACGUCGUGAGCAAGCGCGUAAGGAUUUGAAGGGAUUGGAAGAUACUGUUGCUAAGGAAUUGCAGACAUUACACAAUCUUCGAAAAUUAUUUGUACAAGAUUUACAAGCUCGUAUUAAACGUUCCGUCACAACUGAAGAUAACGAAGAUGAUGGUGGUUCUUUAGCUCAAAAACAAAAAAUAUCAUUCUUAGAAAACAAUUUAGAUCAAUUAACAAAAGUACAUAAACAAUUAGUGAGAGAUAAUGCUGAUUUACGUUGUGAAUUACCAAAAUUAGAGAAACGUUUACGUGCAACAAUGGAACGUGUAAAAGCAUUAGAAUCCGCAUUACGUGAUGCUAAAGAGGGUGCAAUGAAAGAUCGUAAACGUUAUCAAUAUGAAGUUGAUCGUAUCAAAGAGGCUGUACGACAAAAGAAUCUUGCACGACGUGGUCCAAGUGCUCAAAUCGCAAAACCAAUUCGUGCUGGACAACAUCAUACCAACACCAUGGUGAAUUUACGAGGAACACAAGGUAAUGUUAUCAGUCCACGAAUUAUUUCUGAUAACGAUGCCAACAAACGUAAAAGUAUAAUAAUCGGAGGAAAUCGAGAUGAAAGCUGAAUUAAUGCUUAAAUAAAUAAAACAAUUUUAGAUUGAAUGAUGGGUGCAAUUCAUGUUUCCUCUACCUAUCGUGUAGUAGUAUGGUGCUUAAUAAUAAAACUGGUUUCAAUAUACAAAAAAAAAUUUACAAAUUCAAUUCUUCAUAAAACAAAAAUCAAAGUUGCUUAAAGAAGUCGUCAUAAUUAAUAAAAAAUAAUUAAAUUUCAAAAACACAAAAAAAAAAAAAAAUUUACUUAAAUGCUUCUUGUGGCUUAUUUAUGUUCGUUCUUCGUAAAAAAAAAUUUUCCCCAAAAAAGUUUAUGAAAAAAUUUAUGUAGUUUAAAAAAAAUCGCUUCUUCCAUAGACUAUUUUUCAAAACUACGUGUAAUAUAAGGUUCAGAUAGCUUCACUUAGGAUUACCUAAGUGUUUCAAAGUUUUAUCUGAAUUCGAUUAUAACGUUUUAUCAACACGUAGAAUCCUUUUUUCAAAUGUUUUAAUCAGCUUCCCCACACAGCGCAUUUAAAAUAAACCGAACUUAGACGAAUCAAUUUUUUUGAGCGUACCAUAUUUUGUGCAAUUAUUUUUUAGGGAUUUUUUUCUUAAUAUUUUAUUUUACCCCCUCAUGUGUCCACAAUUGUAGUAUUUUAGUGUAAUAAUCUUGCCAAAAAAAGGAUUUUAAAAUCGAUUUACAAAAAUUGCAGCUUUU